AACACACAAAGUAGGCAGCAUGCAAAAGACAAUUCUUGCAAUCAUCACAUUGGCCCUCUUCGGUCUCGCUAAUGCACAAGUAACAUUUAGUGGUGCCUGUCCAUGCAAUGUGCAAGUGCAGAGUAAUUUCAAAGUGGAACCUUAUUUGGGCACCUGGUACGAGUAUGCCAAAUAUCCUGUUUACUUUGAGGCUAAUGGUAAGUGUGUACAAGCAGUGUAUACAUUGAAGGACAACGGUGAAGUGGGCGUGGUGAAUGACAUGGUUGAUGUAACUACGAAUAAGUCCACCGAUAUUGUCGGUUAUGCCGUGGAAGUUGAGAAUGCUAAGUUGAAGGUUACCUUCCCCGUUACCCCUGCAAUCAAUGCCACCACCAACUAUUGGGUUUUGUCUACCGACUACGUUAACUACAGCGUUGUUUACUCUUGCCAGCCAGCUGACGCCAACUCACAUAGCACCAUCGUUUGGAUCUUAACCCGCACACGGGCACCCUCUGCUGAAAUUAUUUCGAAAGCUAAAAGUGUUUUGACUAAAAACGGCGUUUCUUUGAGUGAAUUGGUGGUUACGGAUCAAAGCAAUUGCCCAGCAGCAGUUCCGGAAGUCUGCUGAAUGAAUGAAGAAAUGGCCUGAAAUUAUGAAUGAGUAGCUUACUCAGUUUAAAGAAAUCUCUUUGACAUUUAACGUAAAUAAAUUAUUUGA
Messenger RNA from Anastrepha obliqua, 697 nucleotides. RefSeq names its product apolipoprotein D-like. NCBI's taxonomy places the organism in Eukaryota, Metazoa, Arthropoda, Insecta, Diptera, Tephritidae. The transcript has 5 exons. Gene Ontology annotation, molecular function: pigment binding. The record is from RefSeq and is a predicted model, not a curated record. Bases 20 to 607 code for a protein of 195 amino acids.